AUGGGUAUUCCAAAAUUCUUCAGGUUUAUCUCAGAGAGAUGGCCAUUAACAUCCCAAGAAGUGGAUGGGCAAGAGAUGAUCGAGUUCGACAACAUGUAUCUCGAUAUGAAUUCGAUUCUUCAUAACUGCACACACACGAAUGACGGAACCAUUAUUCAUUUAUCGGAAGAGCAGAUGUUCGGAGCAAUUUUUGCGUACAUCGACCAUCUAUUUAACUUGAUCAAACCAAAAAAAGUGUUUUACAUGGCAAUCGAUGGUGUCGCACCAAGGGCAAAGAUGAACCAACAGCGUGCUAGAAGAUUCCGUUCGGCCGUGGAGGCGGAGCAAAACAUGAAAAAGGCAAUUGAGAGAGGAGAUGAAAUUCCUAAAGAGGCACCUUUUGAUUCGAAUGCAAUCACUCCAGGUACAGACUUCAUGGCAAAGGUCACCGAGCACUUGAAGUACUACAUCAACCAGAAAGUUUCGACAGACUCUAACUGGCAAAGCAUCCAGGUGAUCCUAUCGGGACAGGAAGUUCCAGGUGAAGGAGAGCAUAAAAUCAUGGAAUACAUCCGUGUGCACCGUGCACAGCCAGGGUACGACCCAAAUACAAGACACUGUGUGUACGGGCUUGAUGCGGACUUGAUCAUGCUUGGCUUGGCAUCGCACGAGCCACAUUUUGCACUUCUUCGUGAGGAAGUGACGUUUGGCCGAAACAGAGGCACUCCAUCGUCUGAUCUCUCGAAGCAGAAGUUCUAUUUGCUUCACAUAUCGCUUGUGCGUGAGUAUCUUGGGGAGGAGUUCAAGGAUUUGCAGGACCAGAUAUCGUUCAAGUACGACUUCGAGCGGAUUCUGGACGAUUUCAUCUUGAUCAUGUACGUGAUCGGUAACGAUUUCCUCCCGAACUUGCCGGAUUUGCACCUCAAUCACGGUGCAUUUCCUCUUCUUAUAGAGACGUUCAAGGAGGCCAUGAGGCGCUCCGAUGGCUACAUCAACGAGAGUGGCACGAUCAACAUGAAGCGGUUGAAAAUAUGGUUGGACAUCUUGUCGGUUUUCGAGCUUGAUAACUUUGAGCGUGGAUCAGUUGAUGUGGACUGGUUUAACUACCAGUUGGAGAACGUGUCGCAUCAUGGUGCAAGGAAGAGAGAAAGAGAGGGCCGUGAGCUUCUAAUAAAGCAGCAGAAGAAGAUGGUUGGCCAUAUAAGGUCGUGGCUUCUUCCCCUGUACAACAACAAGUUUUCCAUCAAGGACAUGCAGGAAGAUGAGAGCAAGAUCCCGUCUUUGCAGUUGCCGGCCGAUUUCUUUGAGGAUGCAACCAAUCGUGACUUCAUCAAGAAGCUGGCGUUUGAUGUUGGCGUUGUGAUUUUACACAGUGCCUCGAAGAACACAUACACGGCCAAGAUCGACAUCGAUGGAAUCAGUGCAAACGAGAGUGACGAUGAAUUCAAGCAGAGGGCAGAGGACAUCCACUCGCAAUUCAAGAGGUACCAGCGGAGUAUUGUGGUGGACAGUGAGAAGACUUUGACAGAGGAGAAAGACCUCUACAACAAGAAGUUCUUGGACUGGAAGAACCAGUACUACAAGGAAAAACUUCAUUUCACGUUGGACGACGAGGACAAGAUCACGGACUUGACCGAGAACUAUGUCGAAGGUCUUCAAUGGGUGCUCAACUACUACUACAAGGGUGUUUGCUCGUGGCCCUGGUAUUACCACUAUCAUUACGCCCCAAGAAUCUCGGAUGUGUCACGUGGUUUGGGCGUGAAGCUAAACUUCAAGAUGGGACAGCCUUUCAAGCCUUUUCAGCAGUUAAUGGGAGUUCUUCCAGCCAGAUCCCGCCGGCUUCUUCCGGCAUGCUACCAGGAACUUAUGACAGAUGCUAAGUCUCCAAUCAUUGACUUCUACCCAAAUGACUGCGAAACAGACAUGAACGGUAAGACUGCCCCCUGGGAGGCGGUUGUUCUUCUCUCGUUUGUUGAUGAGAAAAGGCUGAUUAAAGUGAUGACGCCCUUAGACAAGUAUUUGACGCCGGAGGAAAAACAGAGAAACACCUUUGGCCGCAAUCUUCUCUUCCAGUUCAAUCCUCAGGUCAAGAAUCCAAUUCGGUCUCCUCUCCCAGAGUGGCUUCCCGAUUUCGAAUCCAGGUGUGUGCAAUCUGUGUUUGAGCUUCCAUCCAUGAAGGGACUCACCUAUGUGAAGGGCAUGUGCAAGGAUGCACUAUCCGGAAAGCAUGCUUUGGCCGGUUUCCCGACCUUGAGCACCAUCCCAUACACGGCAAAACUGGAGUAUGCACAUUUGUGUGUUUUCCAGCAGCCCUCGCGUUCUGUGUCGAUGAUCCUCACCUUGAAAAACAUCUACAAGGGACUUUCUGUGGAACAGUUUGCCAAACAGCACUUGGGAAACAUCAUCUAUGCGAACUACCCGUACUUGCGUGAGUACAAGUUGUGCCACAUUGACGAUGGAAACAAGAGAUUCGAAUUUAUUCGCAGAAGGGGCAAGGAUCAGAUCGUGACUACAGAAUUGCAGGGAACGGACAAGAGUGGCUAUGAGAAGGAUAGAAGAGAGGUCAUAUACCAGAUGAAGGUGAAGAAAGGGUUAAGGUUUGCCAGUGAGAAGGAGGAGGAGGAAGAAGCAAAUGUUGGAAACUCGGAAUCUCAGGAGAACUUGAUCGGACAUGAGCCUCACCACAAGGAUGGUACAAUGGUUGAAGGUUUGGCCUACAUGAGGAAGGUGGUUGGCCUUGCACCAACAAAGGAUGGUGCUUAUGUGAAGAUGUUUUCCGACAAGCUCGACUGCUUCCCUCUUCAGUUGAUAGUGGAAGAUGUUGUGCACAAGGAUUUGCGUUUCAAGGAAAAAGCAGCCACAAAACUUGAAGAUGCGUACCCAAUUGGAACGGAGGUUGUUUUCUUGGGAUCUUUUGCGUAUGGAUCUCCUGCCAAAGUUGUUGGAUACUCGGAUGGAAACAAGAAACUCGCUUUAUCGAUCCGAAAACCGGCUGGAACCGAGAAGGAGCCGAACUUCGGCACUUUGAGGGCUCAAUACGAGCGACAUGCAUUGAGGUACCACAGCAUGAGCCAGGUUUGCCGAAUGUUGCACAUUUCGACGAUGCUUCUUUCAAAAAUCACAUCCAUGUACCUCAUCUACGCUCCAAAGGGCAUGAGGCGCGAGGAUGUUGGCUUAGGUCUCAAGUUUGAAGGAAAGCAACUCAAAGUGUUGGGAUACACAAAGAAACAGGGCCGGUCCUGGGAGUUUAGCGAUCUAGCAGUUGCAACAAUCAAUGACUACAUGAAGAAAUUCCCGGAUGUGUUCCGGGCUUUGCAGAAAUACAGGGGAAACUCCAUUCCUAAGGCCACCGACAUCUUCCGGGGCUUUUCUGACAAGCAACUGGAUGACAAGCUGCGUGCAAUCCACAAAUACUUGCGGGAGAUCAAGGCAAACUUUAUCAAAGUCACCUUGACGUCCGACUCGCUCACCAAGUUUGGAAUUGGCGUUGUAGAGAAGCAAAUAACGGACUAUGUGCAGCAACCUCACCCACAAAACCAUAAGGGUGUCAAGGGCAUUCCAAGAACAGCCGUUUUCAAUCCGUCAAAGGGCUUCCUGCUUAUGAGAAAGCAGUUCUUUGAGCUUGGAGACCGUGUUUUGUACGCUCUUGACUCAGGUAAGGUUCCUCUUUUCUCAAAGGGAACAGUUGUUGGGGUCCGCUCCUUUGAGGCAAAGGUUCUUCUCCAGGUUGUGUUUGAUGAAGUUGUUCUCACCGGAAACAGGUUCGAUGGCCGCUUGGUUACUCCAAGGGGACUAACUGUUGAUUCUUCCGCCUUGUUGAACUUGACCCACAAACAAUUCGUGUUCCAUCCUAAGGGCCAGAAGGGUAAAGGUGAUAAGACGAAGGUGAAGAUGAAGUCGAAGACGAAGCCAAAGCUUGAUUCGAAAUCCGCCAGACCUGGUGCAUCGCAAAAAGAUAGUUCUCCAAAAUCAAACUCUAAGUCGGAUUCAAAUCCACACUCAGCUAACCCUGCUAAGAAGCAGGCUAGCGGUAAGAAAGAGUUGCUUUCUGUGAUCAAGGGAAACAUAAAGAAGAAGCAUGCAGAUGCCGCUAAGCCGGAAGGUGCAAAGAAGAAUGUUCAUCACUCUCCUAAGCAGAAAAGCACCAAGGAGCCCGAAAGUACCGAAUCAAGCAAUAAGAAUAACUCUGCCAACCGCUCGGCAGCCGCCAAGAGCAUCUACAAUUCUGUUCUUGGCAACGUCCUUAGUGCUGGAAUUAACAUGGGACCUACACAAACGUAUGCCAACCCCCAAAGAGCCCCAAUUGAUGUUGUUGACCCUACUAAUGUGUCCAAGAAUGCAUCUGUACUCAAGGCUGACUCUCAGAGGUUGAUGGAUGUGCUAAAGGGAGGAAAGAAAUGA
Messenger RNA from Brettanomyces bruxellensis, 4380 nucleotides. RefSeq lists its product as uncharacterized. Gene Ontology annotation, molecular function: RNA binding; 5'-3' RNA exonuclease activity. Gene Ontology annotation, cellular component: nucleus. NCBI's taxonomy places the organism in Eukaryota, Fungi, Ascomycota, Pichiomycetes, Pichiales, Pichiaceae. Bases 1 to 4380 code for a protein of 1459 amino acids. The record is from RefSeq and is a predicted model, not a curated record. Gene Ontology annotation, biological process: rRNA catabolic process; nuclear-transcribed mRNA catabolic process. The transcript has a single exon.